Fusarium sp. VM40 is the source of this 774-nucleotide messenger RNA. The record is from the annotation of a GenBank genome assembly. Lineage: Eukaryota; Fungi; Ascomycota; Sordariomycetes; Hypocreales; Nectriaceae.
AUGAAGCUACUCUCUCUUUUUUACCUCUCAACUGCGGCUUAUGCCCUUUCUAUUCACUCUCGGCAAAAUGGCCGGUUUUUCCGUGGACCACCCAAUUUCAGAAACGGCGAUAUCACUAAUGGCGACAUUCCUCAAAAUGAUGCCAAUAACGGUGCCAACCAAGGUGCCGGAAAUGGGGCAAACAACGGCAACAUUCCGCAGGAUAAUCCUCAGGAUAAUCUACAGGAUGGUGCUGACCAAGACAAUGGCAACGGAGCGGGUGAUGGUGCCAAUAACGGAAACAACGGGGGGCAGGGAAAUGAUGCUGGUCAGGGAGCUGGCGACGCAACUGGCGGCGGUGAUGCGGCUGUGGCGGACGGCCAGACAGUAGUAUUCACCGAAAUCAACGGCAUUCCUGGCAACGAGUGCCUUACAUUCCGAAACAAUGGCGAGAUCGUUGAUGCAGCUUGUGUCAAUACCGCUGCAGACCGUCAAGUUACCCCUUCAACAGUCAAUGGGCAGAACGCACUACAAGUCCAACGAACCUUCACCGCAGGCUUCAGACCUGAUCUUGUGGACGUUCAAGCAUGUAUCGGAUUCAAUGGAACUCAUUUCCGUGCUGAGGACUGCAACGCCCAGGGAGUCGAGCCAGUGACCUUCCAGAACGGCCAGUUAGUGGCCUCUGGCGGUGCUUGCGCGAGCGGUCACGAUGAUUUGGCACAAAUGACAGUCGACACAGCCGGGGCCCAGUGUGCGACUUACACAACCACCAAUGUGCAACCUGCAGCGGCUUGA